Coccomyxa subellipsoidea C-169 is the source of this 947-nucleotide messenger RNA. RefSeq lists its product as hypothetical. Bases 156 to 647 code for a protein of 163 amino acids. The transcript has 6 exons. The record is from RefSeq and is a predicted model, not a curated record. NCBI's taxonomy places the organism in Eukaryota, Viridiplantae, Chlorophyta, Trebouxiophyceae, Coccomyxaceae.
CUCUAAUUGUCAAGAAAAUUCGUGAUCCAGUACAAAACGCCCUGACCUUAACAAGCCAGGAACCUCAAGGCAUCCCUUCACUCAUGCUUGUCGACUAAGCUGAUCAGCCCCUUUAGUCCUUAAACAACCGCACCUUAAAGAUCGAAAGUAUCAAGAUGUUGUCUCGUGCAGCACAAUUGCACAUUCAGAUUCUGUCCUUAGCUUUUGCUGCUGGCGCUGUUGGUGGGCUUGUGAACUUUCUCAUUGCUCCCCUAUUUGGAGCGCUACACAUCACCACAGCUCUUGGAGUGCACAUAGCUCCUGGCCUGGUAAAGGGUGACUUGUACUCCAAAGUUGUCUGGGGAGGCAUCUGGGGAUUCCUGUUUAUGCUACCUCUCAGGAAGUAUGUAAAGAACUGGGGCGCGCGGGCGUGCAUCUUCGGGCUGUUCCCUUCGGCAGUGCAGAUGUUUCUGGUCUUCCCCCAUUCGACGCCCUUCGGCAUUGGCGGCGUGGGGCUCGGAAAGCUCACUCCCCUCUUUGUCAUCAUCUUCAACACCAUUGGCUGGAGCGUGCCUGGCUACCUCUGGUUCCGCCUGGCAGGGUAUGAGGAUGCAGAGAGCCUGCGCUCUCACAGGCUCACUGGAGACACUGAGGCUUUGCUGGACUGAGAAUCGAUGUUAUAGUAUUUACACAUCCGUUACAUGAUCUCUGAGUAGGCCCAAGGCAAGAUAGCACUAGAAGAGUGCUCUUCUACAGAGACAGCAUAUAUGACACUAUGUAGUCUUGGACACAUCCAGAAGUGUCAGAGAGACGUGCAGGUUCUAAGCAAGUACACAGAUUGCAUGCUAAAAACUUUCCUUUAUUGGACACAGCACCUUAUUGAUUUAGUACCAAAACACGUAAAGUCAUGGACGUGGAGAGUCUGAGUUGUGAAGUGCAAAUCUGUCAGCAAUAUCGUGUGCCAUUUC